AUGGAAAGUAUAAGUAAACAGAAGUACACAAGACAAGUCAACUAUAAAGUUCCUGUUCGAAACCAAUUCGACAUCCUCAGCGACGAAGAUCCUGAAAUCGCACCUAAAACUAAAGAAUAUAUACCAAAACCAGAACCAAUUUUUGUGACUGGUAUUGUCAACAUAACACCCUUAAGGGAACUUAUAGUCAAAGUUGUGGCUAUAGAUAAGUUUACGAUGACUACGCUUAGAUCAGGACAUAUCAUUAAGCUAAUGCCUGUUGACAUCGAAACCUAUAAAACAAUAAGAGACAAUCUAAUUUAA
Molecule: messenger RNA, 303 nt
Organism: Parnassius apollo (apollo)
Lineage: Eukaryota; Metazoa; Arthropoda; Insecta; Lepidoptera; Papilionidae
Source: the annotation of a GenBank genome assembly